Molecule: messenger RNA, 6985 nt
Organism: Amoebophrya sp. A25
Lineage: Eukaryota; Dinophyceae; Syndiniales; Amoebophryaceae
Source: the annotation of a GenBank genome assembly
CCUACAGAGGCAAGAAGACGAAGACGAAGAAAGAAAAGCUCCCUUCUUGUUGAGAAAGAAUAUCUAGAGCUGUAAAUCAAUAGAGAAGGAGAAGUGGCGCUAGGACUAGUGUUCUUUAGAAAGGUGUCGUUUUACGAAAGUUUAGGAAUUCUAGAACACGCUCGGCAAGUUUAUUUUUGAUGUUCUUUGGAUGUAGUAAAGUUUCUAUCGAGGUUCGAAAUCCGCGGACCAAGUCGAGUGAAUUCUAUAGGUCUGUUCGUGACGACAAAGUUCUGUUGUUGAGGGGCUCCUGUUAUCAAGACGAGAGCAGUAUUCGUAUUGAGGUCUGUCAUUCAGAGUAGUUCGGUUGAGAGGUGAUCGCCGAGUGUCGAGAUUGUAUUCGCGUGCUCCAGCUCCUGAUCUUAUUAGAUAUACUCUUCCAUCUGACCACCGCCAAAAUGCCUCAAACCCUACCGACAUUUCCCGUGGGCGAUAAUAUCUAUAUUUUCUUAUGUUCACUUUCACUUAGCUUUGCUCUGUUACUGUAGUGUACUUUCGAACCUGUAUGAUAAUUGAACUUGAAACUAUUAUUCUGACAACUAAUUGUUCAAUCAAUGAAAACGACUACAUGAUGUACACCAUAUGAUUCAUCAUCCAUUUUAGCAUUUAUCAUCCACAGUGAACGAAUACGUAUCCAAAUCUGAACCCGAUUUUCCGCCUGAAUUUUAUUCCCAAAUCUAACAAUCUCUUUUAUUAGAGGUUUUCCGUUUUCGUUUUCAUCUUGCUGAGAAGUCGAAUAAAAGAACUCUUGCUCCUGAGUCGCAGACCCUUGCUCUUGUUCUCAGUUCGAUCUUUUGCUCUGCUCUAGGUCUUUUUGACUUCAUCAUCUCGGUUCCAACAUACUACAGCUAGUGGUCUCAACAACGACAACGAGAUAACAUCUGCUACUUCAACAUUUUACGAGUUGUGCAUCACCAACAAUUAGAGACAUCUUCUACAUCUUCGUACUUCGUUCUCUGUGAGAAUACGACGACUUCGCCCUUAGUCGUAGAGAGCUAAGCUGUGACGAGAAUCACAAUGUCCAAAUUCUUCAAGCUAUCCGUCGCUGGCUUUGCCGGUCUAGGAGUUGCACGCGAAACGACGUACUUGCGCAAUGUUAUGAAGAUCUAGACGUAAUAGCGUUGAUGAUCAUCGCGUCUUCUACUUCUACAACGCAGUCCUGCGAGGUUCUACUAAUCAAUCUCAAGAAUCUAGAAACAAUAUAGAGAUUGCGUUUGAAGCGUCCUAGGUAAAGGCUGAAUACCUCAUUACUCUAUUUUUCAGAAGUGUGAACUUUAUGUAUCUUUAUCAUCCUGAUCUUUGCUGAGGCACGCACAGGCCCCGGCCGCCUAAGAUGAGAAGAUAGACCUCCAGGGCAGUUGGACGAGAAGCGGCUCCUAGAAUAGACGGGUCUUAAUGCUAAUAAACAAGGCCAUUAGAAUACUUUACCUAUAGUUAUACCAUCCCUUUUUGUUUUUUCGGUAUUUUCCUAGUAGCUAGAUUGGCUCCGCCACUAUUCUUAUCAGCCUCUUUGCCAAAGCUGAGUCUCUCACGUAGCGAGAAAAAGUCCAACGUCAUCAUCUGAAAAUUACUCAUGAAUAUUUAAUAUUUCGAGUUGCAGCGGGUUCUUGCUCGAGUUGCUGAAGUGAAGGGCUCCAACUCUGGAACGAGUUGCCAGAGGGAGCCUGCCCCAUCGAAAUGGGGCGAAGUAGGGCGGCGCAGGCGCGUAAGUGCUUGCUCGGCAUGCGGGGCGCCGUCUUCGGGACCUCCUGCGCAAAAGAAGGUCGGGGGGGCGUUGCCUCCUCUCGUUUCGGAUCGAUAGCGGCACACCGCUCCCUACUCUAUGGCGGGGAGCAAGUGCCGCGCCCCCCCCUGUCGUUUGGUUGGGGGGUGUCAAGUUGGGUUUGGGUUUUCGUCCCGCUUCGUUGCGGGUGUCCGCCGGGGUGGGUUCGUUCGUAGCCGGCUUGCGGCAGAAGGAUGCCGCUGCGACAUGGGGGAAAGUGCGGCGGGGGCUGAUGUGUGGGCGGGUAGCGGUGGGCGCGGGUUCACGUUGGUAGGCAGCUGGGUGGGCCGGUGCGUACAUGCCACACCCCCAGGGCCCCCGCGUUGGACCCUUUGCGGGCAUUCGACUGCCCCCCUGCGUUGUCUGCUAUUGGCGGACGCCGCUCCUGCUGGCCCGCAGUGCUCUUGUUCUCUACUUCAGGGCGCAGCGAAAACACUAUUUGCAUGGGCAACUCGAGCAGCCCGAGAAUCUCGGCCUGAUAUGGGUGAAAAAGAGCCUAACUCUAACGUUUACACUUCUCCCUCGCGUUGUGCUUUUUUGGUUUUUUCCUAGUUAGGCUGGCUCCAUCACUAUAUUGACACUUCGUUCUCUCGUCACUCUCCCUCAUCAAACCUCGUCAAAAUGAUUUAUUUCUUCUAUCGCUUUCUUCUAAUACAAGGAACAAAAACAAAGGACAGGACAAGGAGAAAGCGAAGAAAAUGUUGAACUGCGCAACGAUGUUCGACAAGUUUGACUCCAACAACAGCCCUUACCACCUUAAGAAUCGCGAAACUUGAACUACAUGAUCUUCGCUUAAAAAUAUGUAGUUACAGUUAAUACUUUCUUGCUCCUUCACCUUAUUUGAUAUUCAGUUUUUCUUAUUCGCAUUAAUAUUUAUAGUAUCAGGACCCGCCAUUCUUGUCCUUAUGCAGCAGUAAGACCCAUAUUGAGAUUAAUAACCUGACUCAUGAUUAUUACAAAGUUGCAUUCGAUCCUACCAUUGCGUAUCAUGGCGCUUUCUAUCGAUGAAGUAGUACACACAAAUCAUUGCAUAGGAAGCAUUCUCUUGGUUUAGUAGGACACACCAGGCAUAAUUGGCAGUUGCUCGUAGCUGCUAGGUGGUUCGAAUGCAGCAGGGUAGGAAAGCGGGAAUUGUAGAUCCAGGCAGCAACAAAAAAAGCUGCUACGUGGUUCGAUUGAGUGAAUGAGUGAGUUAAUAAAGUAGUACAUGACGCGGCUUUGUUGUGUAGUGAAGAAGAAUUUCUCGUGGUGAAAACAAACAAACAAGAACUUUUCGUCAUCUCCUGCUCUAAGAUACUUGCGGCCGCUGUUGGUGCUUCGAAAAGGCAAAUGGACAACACUGUUUUGGCCCACAACGCGGUCUGCGGCAGCGGCUCUGGGUUGAGUAGCGAGGAUUAUUUUUAUGGCUUCGUUUUGGUCUACUUGAGGAUAUUUAUUAGUAGGAUUUUUCGUAGAGUAGGUAGAGUAGUAAUAUCAUAAUGAUGAAUUCCCAAUCCUCCACUCACAUAAUUUUACGGCCUCGUCGGUCGUCCCAACGAGAAAGACCCACAUGAGUACACAAGAAAAGAGGAAGAUCUUGUUGCUGUAGUAUGCACCCCAUAGAAGAAGUUGAUAAGAAUUUGAGACCCCAAAGUAGCAUAAUGCUGCGUGGUCUUCACGGCCUUGUUAGAGUGCUACUCACCAUAUUUUUGAUGGCAUUCAUCACCAUGAUCCCCCCGUGAAGGUUUUUCAUAUCAUGAUUGGAAGCGUUCAAGAAUGAAUUAUUUUAGUUCUUUUUAAGAAGUUGAGAUGGAAUAGAAAAUGAUUUUUAUGUGUAACUACAACAACCUCUUGGUUCUAAGUCAGGUUUAAAAAUGACAAAGGAAAAAAAUCAAAAUUGGAGGACUGGAAGCAAAACACCUACGGACACUUAUGGCCGCCAUGAGUUUACAACAUGAUGACCUUGACCUUGGCCUAGUACUUCUAUCGUAAAUAUUUAUUCAAAUUCUAGGAGCACCAAUAAAACAUCUAUAUGACUUCUACUUUCCUGAAAUUACAAUUUCUAGUAGAAACAAACUACUUUCCUAACAACAACAUUUUAUAUUUUUGAGCCUCUGCUCGCUCCUAGUGGUCAGACACGGCAACACAAGAGAGCUCCUGGCGAGGACUUUCAUUACUUAGAUGCAUCAUUAUCAUGAUCAUCAUCAUCAUCAUCUUCAUCAUCAUCAUCAUCAUCAUCGUCGUCGUCCUUCCAUAACAGCUGCCUACUUGUAUGACCCUACUCAUUGCUCUAUGUUAUCAAAUACGCAUCUUCACUACUUGAGAACCAACAACCUAUCAAUUAUGAGCAAGAAGACCUGUGGUGAUCAUGAUGAUUAUGGUUGCUGCUACUUUGGGUCGUACUUAUUUGGUUAUCUUCAGUACAUCAUUUGCUCUUCUUCUAAGACUGAUUGACGUCGAGGAGCCGCCCAGGGGCACGAGCUACAAAGUUCCGAUGAAAGUUAUGGCUAUAGACACUGUGGUUACAGGAUGAUACUAAAUAUAUAAACAUGCACAGAAAGCGGGCCCAUCAAGGGGCCCGCUGCGCUGGGCAUAGGUUAGCACUUAGCAACUAAGUAGACAGAUAAGACAAACGAAGCAAGCCGCUAGGUCAUUAAGCUAGCGACGCGCGGCUGGCUUAGAAUGAACCAGCACGGACGGUCGCCAUUGCUAAGCCAGCUGGCUAGCUAUUGCUAAGCUAACAAGCUGGAGGGGCUAUGGCUAAGCUAGCGGGUUAGCUUUGGCGAGGCUGCUGGGUAGUAAGCUCGUCAUGACUAGGCGAACAGACUAGCUAUGUCGGGCUACGCUAGCAGGGUGGCCAUGGCUAGGCUAGCAAGCUGGCACUGGCUAAGCUAGCGCCAACGCCAAGCCGGCGCGCUUGCAGGCUUGGCGUACCCAAUACCCCGCGAUUGGGUAGUACACCACUGCUCCGAAUACUACUAGCUACUAAGAUUGUUUUGUUCCUCCAAUAAAGAAGUUACAAGCUCAAUGACUACUAAGAACAAUCUUCAUCUUCUAUUCCUCUAAUAAAGAAGUGGAGAAGGGCGCGUAUGACAAGACAAAGAAUUCCUUCUACCAGUGCUGCAAUCAUGGUUGUUCUUCCUCUUCUUGCCGUUAAAAAUGUUAUUGUUAAGGCUAGUAGAGAAAGAGCAGAUAACUCAGAUUGAUUCAUCUCUUGGUGCUGCAUCCUUGAAAAGUACUAUGCUUGAGUAUCUAUUCUCGUGCGAUGCAGAAGAUCUUUUUCAAGGCAGAUGCAGGUGCUAAAAGAUGAACUACUGCGGGGCUCUCUAAUAAUAGGAAGCAGUGGAAUAAGUACAUGUAGUACAAGUAGUACAACUAUAGCAGCGGGUGGAGGAGGUUGUGGAGGACGAGAAUUCUAUUAGUUGUAGAAGUAGUACAACUACAAUUUUUAGAUGACGGGAGUAGAAGUCCGUCGUGGAGUAGAAUGGUCAUCAUGGGGAUAGUGGAGAAGAAUGAUCAUCUUCAUGGAGAUGGACGUCUUCAUGUUGAUGGACGUCUGAAAAAGUGGGAGGAUGUUUCCUCGAAGAACCAGCACAACAAUCACAAGCAUGAAGAGCACUUCUUCGUGAACGAGGACAACGACACUUGUGGCACGAAAAUUCGAGGAAACGCCAAUUCAUCAAAAAUAGGAUGAGCCUUCCACACGAUGAUGGACAACAAGAUGAACAGAAGAUGGGCAAGAACUAAUAUCGUUGAUUAAUUUUGGUAGUAUCAGAAUUCGACUGCAUGAGAAUAUUUCAAGAAUUACACAUCUUGUACACAUGAGUAUUACAGAAUUUAGAUCUACACAUCAUUAACAUUCAUAGGAUAAAAAAAUUGUGAAGGAUUUACUAGAAGAACUACAGGACUAAAAAAAUAAUCACCAACGUACACCAACACUAAAAAUAUCGUAGAAUUUAUUUCAAUCGUGAAUAAACCAGAGCAAUAUUAACUUUCCGCAACUACAACAAACAUACAACACCAUUUCAACAUAUACUUAAGAUAAGCUUUUCUUCAUUUAUAACAUAUACGCUAAUCUUCAGUAAUUGUGAUCAUGAUGUAAGGCAGACUUGUCAAGGAGAUCCGUGAAAAAGAAUUUGGAUUAAUUGAGUGAGGAGAAGGAGAAAAAUACGAUCUCGAUCUCCAUGAGACUUAUGACUUAAAUGUUUAAGAGUCUAGUAAGCAUUUUUACUCCUGGCAAGAGUACUGGUAUACCUUGCUCGCCCUAAGUAACCGGAAUCGCAGUCAUCUAGUCCUUCGCUCAAAAUAGAUGAAGACUUCCAAACUUUUCAAAGAGCCAGUGUAACAACUUAUGCUUACGAUCUUCCUGCUCCAGGCUUCACGACCUAGUACGUAAGAUAUGAAAAACUCAACAUAUGGGAACGUACUUACAGAGUCAGAGUCAGAGCCUUUAUUGGUCUUAAUGCUGCAGGACAGGCGGGACGACGUAUUUCAUCUCGUCAGAGUGGAGGUGGUAGUCCAAGUUCCGUGGACCACGACCCUAUGGUGAAGAUCUGGACGCUCGACAGAGAGUCAACACCGAACCUAACCUAGAUCUCCAAAACAUAGUAAAGCUGCUCAUUGAAUUUUUCAUAUUCAUCUUCUUCAUAGUGAUCAUGAUCUCGCCAAUCAUAGUUGUUGCUUUAUGUAACCCGUACACUCAUCGAUGUUUUUUCUCUUACCAGAAACACAUAAGAUUUCGGGAACAGAUCUCAGAGGACGUGUUCAUAAGCGUAGUUCUAGUGUGCGUAAAAAAUUCAAAUGUAAUACUCAAAUGGGAGAACAAAAGCAAUCGUAUGGAUAUUACGUAAAAAAAUGUUGAAAAAAACCUACAACUAGCGUGUUGUACUAUACUUCAUUGUGUGGUCGACGGAAUAGAAGAAGAGAAUAAUGAAGGAGCUACUUAGAUACACAUCAGUUUAAGAAGGACAAGGGGUGGCCGUGGUCCUUCAACAUCAUGAGCUGCAAGCAGAGCAUGCAAACAGAUGAUUCCACAAGAGAUGACUGAUAUGGUCGACAUUGCUAGUUGUACCAAAAAAAAUCUUCCACCAAGGUUCUUGUCCUACUUUUCUCCUUCUCGUCGUCCACUCGGAUAAUUCGUGUUUUGAAGAGUGGAACGAGGAAGAGGAAGCGGACGAAGUGACCACGCGACGAGCAGCGCACUAC